UCUCGCUCUCCAGCAUGGUCGCCUCCUAAAGCUUCCCCGCACGUGCGGCAGCUCCCGGUUUCUCAGCCUCUGCGUUCAGUUCAGUUCUGGUUUAUUUAUUCAGGAGUUAAACUUGGGUUUAACUGCGCUGUAGCUUAAAGUUUCACCGGCGUCUCGAAGAAGAAGCCAGGAUGCAGCACGACAGCGUAAUAUGGGAUCUUAUCAGCAAUAGGCAGUUCUGCUCUUAUAAAGUCAAAACAAAGACGCAACAGUUCUGCCGGAAUGAGUACAACGUCACCGGCCUCUGCAAUCGCCAGUCGUGCCCUCUGGCCAACAGUCAGUAUGCCACAGUCCGAGAGGAGAAAGGUCGGUGUUACCUCUACAUGAAAGUUGUCGAAAGAGCAGCGUUCCCAGCUCGCAUGUGGGAGAAGGUAAAGCUGAGUCAGAACUAUGAGAAGGCCCUGCAGGAAAUCGACGAGAAUCUCAUCUACUGGCCACAUUAUAUGCGGCACAAGUGCAAACAGCGCUUCACUAAGAUCACACAGUAUCUUAUCCGCAUCCGCAAACUCACACUGAAGAGGCAGAGAAAAUUGGUCCCACUUAGCAGGAAGGUAGAGAGGAGAGAGAAAAGGAGAGAGGAAAAAGCUCUUAUUGCUGCUCAGCUGGAUAACGCCAUAGAGAAAGAGCUACUGGAGAGGUUAAAACAGGGCACGUAUGGAGACAUCUACAACUUCCCAGUCCAUGCUUUCGAUAAGGCCCUGGAGAAACAAGAUGUGGAGAGUGAGACAGAAUCUGAAGAAGAAGAGGAGGAGGAGGAAGAGGAGGAUGAGGACGUUGGUAAAAGAGAAUUUGUGGCAGCUGAUGAGAUUGAAGAAAGUGAUCUCAGUGACUUUGAGGAUAUGAACAACGUAAAGGCCAGUGAUGAUGAGGAGGAGGAGGAAGAGGAAGAGAGUGAAGAAGAGGGUGAAUCAGAAGAAGAGAUGGAGGAAGAAAUGGAAGAAGAGAGAGAGCCCCCAGCCAAGUCAAAAGGAAAGACCCCACUCAAAGGACCAGUGAGGAAGAAGCGAGCUUAUGUGGAGAUCGAGUAUGAGCAGGAGAUGGAGCCUGCCUCUAAGAGCAAAGCCUCGUAGGGACUGAAGCAGAACGGACACAACACCAACUCUGUGGCCUUCGGCUUUUCGUAGACUUUGGGUGAACUUUCCAGUCGUGAUCACUAGCAGCCAGUUCAAAGUCGUGUCCAUGUACUCGUACGGCCUGUCCGGCAGGAGAUCUCUGCUCAGGGAUGCCUGUGGUUAUUUCAGUGUGAGCAGUUUUCUGUGUAUCUAUGCUGUUGAUAAGCAUAGUUCUUCUUUUAUGGGUUGUAAUCAGUGACACUGAUUUAAAACGGCUGAUAACGAUGACAAUUGAGAAAAAAAGUAAUUCAAGCUCCCCUAUAAAGACUUUCUAUUUUUAUUUUUUAAACCUAAUUGUGUUAAAACUGUUUAGUUUCUGCAUAUUUCCUUUCUGUGUUUCCUCAUAACUGUUUAUAUUCCUCAUGUUUCUUAAGCUUUUGACAUUUUAAACACGAGAAAAUACAGUAAUAUUGUUCGAAACAGGAUGUGGGUGUUCAUAAAAUAACAAAUUUGAAUUUAAAGUUUACACACAAUCUUGAAAGGCUUUUCUAAAGUAGUUCUAGGGUGUUUUCAGUGACCCUGUUGAAUGGUUCGUUGUGGCCUGCAUUAGCUAGUAGGGGAUGCAUGACAAUGUUUUUAAAGUCAGCAGUUAUUUGACGAAAGUCUAGUCGAAGUUGACUUAUCACUGAUGGCGUCAUGAAUCAAAGCACAGGAGAAGGAAAUGUUUUGCGUGCAACAGCUAUAAAAAAGUCGUGACUUCUAAAAUCUGAGGAAGAUGCCUCACGUGUAACGUGCCCUUUUUAGCGAGUCCUGCAAUUCUAUUCCAAGCCUUCAAGAAAGUGGCGGUAUGGACCCCAGUAUCUUGAUUUGUAUCCGAGUUGGACACACCCUUUAAGGUGCUCGUCAGCGAGUAACAGACUUCAUGCUUUACAGGAUAAAACGCCUUGUGCCCCCUUUCUGACUUUAUUGUAGUCUUUAGAAAACUGGUGCUAACAACAUUUGAUGUCUGAAUGGAAGCUUGUGUUGCGCCAAAAUGUGUUCAGUGUUUUAAUGGUGCUUUCACAAAUGUGCAGGCUACCCUCUAUGACCCAACCCAGUACCAUGACAGAUUCUGGAUCUUCAACUUUAUGCUGGUAACAGACUGGAUGGUUCUUUUUGUCUUUGGUCUGGAGAACAAAACAUUCACUAUUUCUAUUAACAGUCAGAAAUUUUGACUCGUCAGUCCACAAUACACAUUUCCUCUGAGAAUCUGUCUACCUCAGAUGAGCUCGAGCCCAGAGAAAGUGGCAGUGUUUCUGGUCACUGCUGUUAUGACUUACUACAGGCUUAGGUUGCAUUUGUGGACCCUCGGACAGACGGUGUUCAUUUGCUACAGUUUGUCAGAGUAUUCUGGAGCUCAUGUUAGAGAAACAUGUUGGUUAUUAGUGCAGUGGCACCACAGGGAUUGGAGGUCAUAAGCAUUCAGUUAUAGUUUUUGGCCUUGACACCUACAUUACGCCUGAGCCCCUGAAUCGUUUUAAUAUUACUCACUGUAGAGGGUGAAACACCUACAAUAUUGCAGUCACUUAUUGAGCAAUGUAGGUGCCCCUAAGGUGACUUGGCCAUUAUUUUUUAAUAAGCCGUGGCCACGACUAACUACAUUGAGGCCACAAGUUGAGUGUCUCGUAACUCCAGGCCUCAGAAUAUUUUUUAGACCUUAGACAGUAACUUACAGAGCCCUGCUCAUGACAUCCCAUAUAAACCGCUGGUCACUAUCGCAUUGCAGUUACCUAACAAAAUGCCAAAAGUGAAGGGUUUAAGAUGAAUAUAAUAAAAAAAAUGAAAGUUUGA
Molecule: messenger RNA, 2921 nt
Organism: Pygocentrus nattereri (red-bellied piranha)
Lineage: Eukaryota; Metazoa; Chordata; Actinopteri; Characiformes; Serrasalmidae
Gene: mak16
Product: MAK16 homolog (S. cerevisiae)
Exons: 10
Coding region: 171-1109 (312 amino acids)
Biological process (GO): maturation of 5.8S rRNA; maturation of LSU-rRNA
Cellular component (GO): preribosome, large subunit precursor; nucleolus
Source: RefSeq, a predicted model, not a curated record